AUGCACGCUGCAAAAGCCCUCUCCCUCGUUGGCGCACUCGUUGCUGGCGUCUCUGCAGUCAAAGGACCUGUGGUUCACAGCAGAAGAAACCCCAAAGGUCCCAAGCUUCAAGUCUUGCCACGGCAGUUACCAGCGGAACCCACGGGCGUGCAGACCAUUACCACUCCCAAUGGCGUCAACAUCACCUACAAAGAGCCAGGCAAGGAGGGUGUCUGCGAGACGACGCCAGGCGUCAACUCCUACGCAGGUUUUAUAAACCUCGCGCCGGACGUCCACAGCUUCUUCUGGUUCUUUGAGUCAAGACAUGAUCCGGCCAAUGACCCAAUAACCCUAUGGCUUAAUGGUGGACCUGGCAGCGACUCCUUGAUCGGCAUGUUUCAAGAGCUUGGGCCCUGCAACGUUACCGAAGACCUCAUCACCCAGCUGAACCCUUAUGCUUGGAACGAGGCCUCAAACAUGAUCUUUCUCAGCCAGCCGUUGGGUGUGGGCUUCUCGUACGGCUCGAAGGGUCCAGGCUCGAUUGAUCCCGACUUUGGUCAAUUCCUUACCGCCUCAGAGGCAAAGGUGACUGGGAGAUAUCCUAUCAUGCUUAUGUGGCCUUUGGACACCACUGAUAUGGCUGCUAUCGCUGCCUGGGAGGUGCUACAGGGCUUCUAUUCGGCGCUCCCACAACUCGACUCCAAGGUCCAGUCGACCCAGUUCAACCUGUGGACUGAGUCGUACGGAGGUCACUAUGGCCCAGCCUUCUUCAACCACUUCUAUCAACAAAAUCAAGCGAUUCUGAACGGCACCCAGUCAGGCAAGUCGUUCGAGUUUGUCAACCUGGGCAUAAUCAACGGCAUUGUGGACGAAUACAUCCAAGCUCCGUACUAUCCUCUUUUCGCCAACAACAAUACUUAUGGUAUCAAAGCUGUCAACGACACCGUAUUCGACUACAUGAACUUUGCUUGCCACAUGGUUUACGGUUGCCUGGACCAAAUCUCCUUGUGCGCAUUGGCCGAUACAUCAACACUCAUCGGACAGGCGGUCUGCACCGAAGCCGCGGACAUGUGCCGUGAUAAUGUGGAAGCUCCCUACUACUACUACGGCGGCCGCGGCACAUACGAUAUCCGUCACCCCUCCGAUGACCCCACCCCGCCAGAUUACUUUAUGGACUUCCUUAAUCUACCGUCGACGCAACAAGCCCUCGGUGUGGACACAAACUAUACGCGGACCGCCAACAACGACGUGUACUACGCCUUCCAGCAGACAGGCGACUUCGUGUACCUCAACUUCCUUUCCGACAUUGAAGAGAUCCUCAACUCGUCCGUGCGCGUGACGUUGGUGUACGGCGACGCAGACUACAUCUGCAACUGGUUCGGCGGAGAGGCCGUCUCCCUCGCCACCCAAUACGAGCACUCGGCGGAAUUCAAAAAGGCCGGUUACGUGCCCUUUGUGGUUGAUGGAGUUGAGUACGGUGAAACCCGCGAGUACGGUAACUUUUCAUUCACCCGCAUCUACGAAUCCGGCCACGAGGUCCCCUACUACCAACCCAUUGCGUCGUUGGGCUUCUUCACCCGCGCCAUCAAUGGUUUGGACAUCGCUACAGGAACCAUGCCCGUGAAUGGAAGUCAGGGCGGCACAUCGGGUUCUCCAUCGGCAACGCACACCGAGUCGUUUGUGCCGCUUCCAGCGACGGGCAGUUCGAGCUCAGCAGCAGCAAGCGCGACGGGCUCAACCGUGCCCGCGAAACAGCCCAUCAUUCCAAGGGGCCGAUUUGCCAGACGGGCGUCCUCGUACUGA
Messenger RNA from Cladophialophora yegresii CBS 114405, 1782 nucleotides. RefSeq names its product carboxypeptidase D. Gene Ontology annotation, cellular component: fungal-type vacuole. The coding region runs from base 1 to 1782 and encodes 593 amino acids. Gene Ontology annotation, biological process: proteolysis. The transcript is spliced from 6 exons. Gene Ontology annotation, molecular function: serine-type carboxypeptidase activity. Lineage: Eukaryota; Fungi; Ascomycota; Eurotiomycetes; Chaetothyriales; Herpotrichiellaceae. The record is from RefSeq and is a predicted model, not a curated record.